UGAGGGUUAACACGUUUUAAUGCUUUACUCACGUUGGCUGCAGUGAAGGAGUGCCCACAGGUUUUGGUAGCGGGCCGUGUCGUUGGCACUGUAUUGUUUUACAGAUGUACAACUUUAUGCUAAGGAGAUGUGUCAGAGGUGCAUGAGGCAAAUGGUGGUCAAAGGCAAAUGGUGGUCACACCAGAGAGUGACUGGUUUUCUGAUCUACGCCCCUACAUGUUUUUGAAGUUAUCUUUGACCAACAGACCCAUAUCUGUAUUCCCAGUCAUGUGACAUCCAUAGAAUAGGGCCUAUUAAAUUUAUUUUAAUUGACUGAUUUCUUUAUAUGAACUGUAACUCGGUAAAAUCAUUGAAAUUGUUGCAUGUUGCAUAUAUAUUUUUGUUCAGUAUAGAAUGAAGCAUUGGUACCAUGACUGUGUUAGAAAAUAAAUGGUAUAUCCACGAUAUUGGCCGCGAAGAUCACUAUACUCCCAUUGAUUAUAAAGGCGCUGACAGAUAGAGGACGGGGUGGCCUUUUCAUUUUCUAUGAAGCCUAGGUGGGGGCGAAAUUCAAACCCAGGUGGAGUGGUCAGCGGUGAGCACCAGUGGAAGCCGAUCAGCCUAGGUGGAAAGCUGUGUUGUUGACCAAUCACAGUAGAAAACUGUGAAAAAUGUGUAGUCUGUUUGGUGAUACGUCAACACUUACGUCCAACAGCAGGACCAGCUAACUUGCCCGCUGGCUAGCUAGCAGGCUAACACUAUCAGUCACGUUUAACAAUACAAAUCAUUUGUUUUUGAGUAAUAAUUUCUGUUGUGUUAGGAUUUAUGUUUAUGCACUAUAGGCUGUUAGCAUAUUGAUUGAAGGUGAAUGAUGUUUUGUUGCACACACACACACACAAUACAGAGGGGGGUAGGUGUGUAAAAACUGACCACCACAGGCCAUAAAAGCUGUGGACAGUCUGGAGAGGGGAGGGGUGCAUCUCUCUAGACCAGCCAGGAGUUUAGAAUACUGGACAAUACCAUAUUAGGAACUGUUUCAGUGAAUGGUCGAGGGGGACACAAGAUGGAGCUGCUCUACCCAACAACCAGAUGUGGAGAAGGAAAACGCCAAGGGGCUUGGACAAGUUUGGGGGCCCACAAAGGAGGAGCAAGAGUAUGAACCAUGCUAAACCUCUACUAUGAUAGGCCAACUGGACAAGUUGAGAAUAAACUUGUCAUAGUAUAAAACUACUAUUUUGAGUACAUUCCACAGUUCUCUGAUCUACCCUGCGCGGAGAUCCAGUGAACCCGUAUAUACGAAAAUUGCAUUUACCAUUUAUCGUUUGAGUUUAAUUAAAAUAUAUUCGGUGACUAUGAAUCACAUUUUGUCCUGAUGCCAGAUUUGAACUGACGCAAAUCUCUUUCAGUUGCAUGUAAGAACAUUUUAAUGAAUGCUUAUAUCGAUUCACUUUUUGCACGUUAGUAAUGUUUAUUGAUUUUGUUCCUAUGGUCACUGGCGGCUGUCGCCCUUGUACGUGAAGGCACUAGCCCCUUUGAGUAGAGGGACAAGUGGGGUACUUCGCGCCGGCAAGGUACUCGCCGAUAUUCUGGUGGGUGUCUGAAAAGCUCUUAAUGGGGAUCCUGCUUUCUGAAAACAUUGCCUGCAGUACCCCGGUCGGCCUUGAACUUGAAAUCCUCAUUGAGAGGGGGCAGUCGUUCACUAGCGCUCAGAGUUCAAAUAAAUUGUAUGAAGUAAGUAAACGGGCCGUAACAGAGACUUGCCAUAUCAAGGAUAAUGUCUACUAUGACCAAUAGAGGUCAGUGAGUGAUCAGAUUAGCUAUACAAGAUUGGUAACCUAAAACAAUCUCUCUCUCGUUGCUAGGAGCCUGGAGCCAAACUCCUCAGUGGGUAGUUCAGAUGACAGUGAGAUGGAUUCACAAGGAUCUGGUGUUACACAUCAAAGGAAGUGUGACAUAUGUGUGGGGCGCAUUCACAAAGCUGUGAAGUUCUGCAAGGAUUGUAAGGUUGCGUACUGUGAGAACCAUGUUAGAGACCACGACAAGGUCCCAGGACUGAUGCAACACACGUUAGUGGAUGCCACUGACGACCACGGCCAUGUUGAAAUAGAAAGGACUUCAGCUCAGGUUGGCUUAUGGAAAAAAACCUUAGGCCUUCUCUGGAUCCUCAUACCCUCACUUCUGGGUCUGGGACGACUUUGGUAUCAUAUGAGUCCCACAGUGGAUGGUAAGGUGAGGCUUGACAUGAGGAUUGUUCUGCUGGGUAAGACUGGAUCAGGGAAGAGUUCAACAGGAAACACCAUCCUGGGGAGAGAGGCGUUUCGAGCAGAGGCUUCUCCAGUGUCUGUGACCACACAGUGUGAGAAACAAAAUGUUGUUAUUGGUCAGAAUAGAAUAACUGUGAUUGACACCCCAGGUAUCUUCAGCACGUUGUUACAAUCUGAUGAAGUUAUGGUUAAAACUGCUGAAUGCAUUAACACCACACCUCAUGUCUUCCUAUUGGUGACCAGGCUGGGGGAAUUCACAGAUAAGGACAGAAAGUCAGUUCAAUGGAUCCAGGAACAUUUUGGAGAGGAGGCUUUAAAGUACACGAUCGUUCUGUUCACUGGGGUAGACCAGCUAGAGGGGAAACCAGUAGAGAUGUUUAUAAAGGGCAGCAGCCAUCUACUACAAGUCAUUAACAGUUGUGGGGACAGAUACCAUGUCUUUAACAACAAGGACAAGAAUGACAACACUCAGGUCACAGAGCUGCUAGAGAAGAUAGAAGAAUUACUGAAUGAGUAUAGGGGUUAUCAUCAUGAGGCAGACUUGCUGACACAGGAAAGGGUUAGGGAAGAGGAGAUGAGGAAGAGGGAGAGGGCUCAGAUAAUACAAGAGGAGGGGAUAAAGAGGGAAGCAGCAGUGAGAAAUGUAAGAGAGGAGGAGGAGAAAAAGAGGGAGGCAGCAGAAAGGGAGAUCAGAGAGGAGGAGGAGAAAAAGAGGGAUGCAGCAGAAAGAGAGAUCAGAGAGGAGGAGGAGAAAAAGAGGGAUGCAGCAGAAAGAGAGAUCAGAGAGGAGGAGGAGAAGAAGAGGGAUGCAGCAGAAAGAGAGAUCAGAGAGGAGGAGAAGAAGACUGUUGAAAAAUUGCAAGAGAGAGAUUCAGCAUGGAUUUUUCUGUCUGUCAUUUCUAUCCCCGCUCUGAUCUUGCUUUUGUUCUGGAUUUCUACUAGGCAGAGGGAAAUUAGACCGGAUGACGAAGAAUUUAGGAUGAAAAACAUGUGAUCUUUUUUCAUUUAUGUAAAAAUAAUAAUAAUAAUGUUAAUCUAGAGCCUCAACUCUGGUUCUGGAAGCCAGUUCCACUGCAUUUUUUCAUUAGUCUCCUCUAAUCAGAGACUGAUUUAGACCUGGGACACCAGGUGUGUGCAAUUAAUUAUCAGGUAGAACAGAAAACCAGCAGGCUCUGGACCUCGUAGGGUAAGAGUGGAGUAACCCUGAUCUAGAGGAACCGACGAUCAGAUCAACAAAAACAGUAUGACAAUAAAGAACACAUGGUUUCCAUGUGUUUGAUGCCAUUCCAAUUGCUCCGUUCCAGACAUUAUUAUGAGCUGUCCUCCUCUCAGCAGCUCCCACUGCCCUAAAAACACCGUCAUGGACCUAAUGGUCUACACCAGGGCUGCCCAACCAUCUUCCUGGAGAUCUACUGUCCUGUGGGUUUUCAAUCUAACUCUAAUUUAACACACCUGAUUCUACUAAUUAGCUGCUCAACAACACCUUAACUAGCUGAAUCGGAUAUGCUAAAUUAGGGUUGGACUAAUUUGGCCAAUAUCCCUCGUUUUAUUGAUGGCACUAGCUGUGCCAGGUCAGAUCGGAAUGCAGAUAUUGUUUUUAUGCAGAAUUCAGAAUAUUUGAAUGAAAAUAUGUCUCCAUUUGGAUUGAAACCUAGCUAUAGACAGCCUAAAGACUAUGGCAAGUGCGCUAGUCCAUUGCCACUUUGAUUAUGCCUGCAAAUCAUGGUUCACCAGCAGCCCUAAGCAU
Salvelinus fontinalis (brook trout) is the source of this 3990-nucleotide messenger RNA. Its product is annotated as GTPase IMAP family member 7-like. Bases 1888 to 3237 code for a protein of 449 amino acids. The transcript has 4 exons. Gene Ontology annotation, molecular function: GTP binding. The record is from RefSeq and is a predicted model, not a curated record. Lineage: Eukaryota; Metazoa; Chordata; Actinopteri; Salmoniformes; Salmonidae.